AUGGAUGAUACAGAACGACGCACAGCCAAGCGUUCGCGCUUUGAUCAGAAAGAACCUGAGCCAAAAAGAGCCUCAAGAUUUGACAGACGAUCAAGAUCCCCACCAGCCAAAAAGGCCGAAUCGCGAAGAAGCAGAAGUCCCAUCGAUCGAAAGCCAGGGAGUCCAGCGGCCGAUGGCGCAAAGAAGCCCACUGCUGAUCCAGCCGCCGCAGCAGGUUUGUUUACCAAGGAUUUGUCCUAAUGGAAAAACUCUGCUAACAUUCUUUCCCACAGCCGCAGCCGCUGCCAGAAUCAACGCGCAAAUCCAAGCCAAGAAAGGCAUCCAGCAUGUCGAUGUUCCACCUAUCCGAUCUCAAGACCCACCCGCUGCAGCAUCAGCUUCUCCAGCAGGAGGCAACGGAGGAGCCAAUAAUAGCGCAGCACAAGUAAAUGGUGAGAUGUACAUUGCGGAUGGCGAUUAUAUCAAGGACAUCGAAGUCAAUGACCUCCGCAAUCGUUAUACACUGACCAAGGGUUCAACGCAAAAGAUGGUAAAUACUCCUUGUGUUAAUAUUCCACUGAUAUACUCAGGCUCUUCCUCGUCAAACUAUAUAGCUUUGGAUUCCAAUGCUCAUUUUUUCUUUUCCUCGAGUGUAUGAUCUUGGUGUUGGGACUUUCAAACUUACCUGAAGCUCAAAUAGCACCACUCACUGACAAAACAUACCUAUUGGCAUCUGCUGACAUCCGCUGCGUGACAUCUAGAUCAAGGAAGAAACCGGAGCUGGUACGCCACACCUACCUACAACUUACUGUUUUUUUUUAGAGAGCUUUCAUGUUGACUUUUCAAGAUGUCACUACGCGUGGAAAUUACUAUCCUGAUAAAAGCAUGGCCACGGCUGCUGUGAGUAUCAAUCCCCGGAGUUGGAGGUUUAUACAGAGGUUUAUACAGCUAAUCCUGUUUGUAGAAUCCACCACUUUAUCUCCAUGUUACUAGUACCAGCAAGCGAGGUCUUGAGCAGGCGGUUCAAAAGAUUGAGGAAUUAAUGAAGCAGGAACUCCCUAAUCUAGUGGAUGAACGAAGAUUUCGCCGCCGUGAACCCGAGAACUUUGAGAGAGAUGAGUUUGGCCGAGUGAGUGAUUGUUGCGGAUUCAAGGGUGUUCUGCACCGCUGACUUGAUUACAGAAAAAAUGGCCCGAGGAGAAGAUCCCUAUUGAUUUUGCCCCGGUUCCAGGUUUUAACCUUCGUGCUCAGGUCGUUGGUCAUGGAGGUGCAUACGUCAAACAUAUCCAGCAAGAAACACAAUGCCGUGUCCAAAUCAAGGGUCGGGGAUCAGGUUUCAUGGAGCAUGGCACUGGCCGCGAAAGUGAUGAAGACAUGUAUUUGCAUGUUGCGUAUGUAUAUCUGCAUGCCAUUCCGGUUUAUUGCUAAUUUUCUAUAGCGGUCCUGAUCCGGAAAAGGUCAAGCAAGCAAAGGAACUUUGCGAGGAUUUGCUAAAGAACGUCAGAGAGCAAUAUGAAGAGUUCAAGAACCGACCACCACCACAACGUGGCUAUGGAGCACCAAGCACCGGUUAUGGAGGUGAACGUGGCUAUGGUGAUCGUGCUCCUGAUAGAUCCAACUCGUAUGGUGGAGACCGUGGAAACCACAAUGAUCGAGGAGAUCGUGGAGACCGUGAUCGAGAUCGCCAUGGUGGUGGUGGGUAUGGAGGAUACAAUAACUCGCCAGCUCCUACAGGCGCCGUCAUGAGUCCAACUACCGCGCAGGCUGCACCUGGCGCUGGUAGUCCCACUUCUCAAGCUGACUAUGCUGCCCAGUACGCUCAAUACUAUGCUGCUAACGGUGGAGAUCCUUAUGCUGCGUAUGGUGGUUAUGCUGGAUAUGUUGCCGCAUAUCAACAGUACUAUGCCCAGGCACAGGCUCAACAAGCUGCUCCUCCGCCGCCUCCUAGCGAAGCACCACCUCCACCCCCACCAGGUGCUUCAUCUGCAGGCGCUCCAGGUGGUUAUAAUGCAGUAAGUCUGGAAAAGACAAGCCCUAUUGGUGAAGAGACUAACAUUGUUGCAGGUCCCUCCACCACCAGGAAUGUGAAUUUGUCAUUUGACAUGAUUUCUCUGACUUGAUUCUUCUUACUACUUCUUUAGGUUGUCUCAUGCAUUUCUAGGGUCUGGUCAAUUUGUUGUUUCGCGCUGGUCAUUGGGCGGUUGGGAAAAAAGGAAACGAAAAUCUGCAGGAUACCUCUUUUUUUCAAUGUACACUACUCUGAGAAUGCGCUCUGUCUCCAAUGUUCUUGUAACGGUGAAUGCCCCCAAACGCCACCAAUGCAGAGCUCCCAAUCCCAAUUAAAAAAUGAAAAUCCAAUCCUUUUCCCCCUUUGAAUCAACCAAUGAAAUCUAUGUAAUCCAUAACCUCAGUCCAAUCCUCGGAACCUGGUUGUCCCUGUGGUAUGACGACUUCCUCUUCCAUCUCCUCGGUAUCCUUGAAGGUUAGACGUUGACCGUAGGAGAUGCAGAGUUCCUCGCCGGCCUUGAUGUCCCGCAGGGUGGUGUAAGUCAUGAGCUUGUUGGCGAGAUCGCGGUCCCAGCCGACGUUUUGAUUGGGGACCGAGUGGUUGAACAUGCUUCCUAACCCGAGGAUGAGGGCUUGGGUGAUGACGGGGGCGCGUUGGCCGUUGAUUUGUUUGCGGGGGAUGGCUCCUGGUUGGGUGGGGGGCAUGAUGGGCCAGUUACUGUGUUUAUAUGGUUAGUUUUCUUGUUCAUUCUUGUUUUUUUGGAGGUUUAUGGAGUUGUAAGAAAAUGGAAGGGGAUGGACGGGAUGGAUAUAAUUGGGAUGAAUGAGCAAGUUGGUCACGUGUCGGUGUUUGCUGGGUAUGGAGGGGAAAUGAGGGAGUGCAGGUGGAGGGGGACUUACUAUGUGUAAUGGUACAACUCAGUUUCCUUGACGUGUUUCUCAUUCUCUAUGGGGUCGAGGACGAGGACGGGACAGACUUCGAUGACGGUUCGUCCGGGGAUAUUUCGACUGGCGAAUACUCCUCGACCUAUUCCCAUCCAAAUAUAUCUUAGUACAUCGUUUCCAACCUUUCCUCCAUUGCGACGCUGAAUAAGGAAUACCCCAAACGAACGAAUCAUCAGGAAAGAAAGGGUAGGGUAGGGUAGGUACACACCUUUCGGCGUCUCGAGAACUAAUAAUAGACCUUCGGCGCGUUGGAGCGGGAUUCCGUUGGAGAUGUCGAUGGUGCCGAUGGUGUUGAUGGUGGUGAUGGAGUUGGUGGUGGAGUGUGAUGAUGCCAUUGUUGUUGUUGGGUUGUUGUGUAGACGGUAUGGAUCUUAGGACGGAACUCUCCCUCUCCUCGUUUUCCUCGUUUCUGUCUGAGAUAGAAUUGUAUUUUUUUUUUUUGCUGGAAUUGGGUUUGCUCCAGGGUCUGAAUGGUACGAAGUAGGUCGCAGUCUGUUUCUGUGUUUGUGUCUUUUUUUUAUUAAUUUUGGCUUUUAUGGAUGGGAGCGAGAAUGCUGGUCCCUGGGCUGGCUGGAACUUGACUUGACUUGACUUGACCUCCGUCGGUCCUUGAAUGGAAGCCCCCGCCGGCAGGUCAGGUCAGUCAGUGAGUGCCGCCCCGGGUGCACGCGCGAUAAGAAGGCGGUGGGAGGGGUGAAGGGGUGGAACAGGGCGGGCGUGAGAUGCGGCAUCCCCGCGACCCCCUUCGUAGAAUAUUGAUUUGAGACUUGGUCCCGAGGUACAAGCUUUACGGAACACGAGAAUCACUGUCUGGUCCUGCCCAAGAAAAGGUGACACUGACAUUGACAUUGACAUUGACAAUUACUUUGCGAUUGGGUCAUUGGUACGGAGUACAUAUUCGAUACUUGUACAUUACAUUACAUACUUCUUACAUGGCUUGAGGAAAUAUGGCGCUUCAGCGCGGUGCCAAUGCAGGGGAUGCAGUCAAAGAACCCCAUUCUGUUUCCCUCAAGGUCCUGAGGUUCGUACUAUAGCUGUAGCUGUAGCUAUAGAUAUAGCUAUAGCUAUCCCCCCUCAUACAAUACUAUGACGCACAUCAGAAUUACAUACUAACAUCCAAUUACAACAGACUCUCCCGACCCUCCCUCUCACUUCAACAUCCCCUCCCGUUACCAACCCCCUCAAGCUCCCCCUCCGACUCACCCACCCUCUUCCCCGCCCCCUCCGCCUCCCUCGCAUACCCCUCCUCCACCAACGACGCCUUCAUCCUCUCCCCUCUACUAACGCUCCCCCCGGCGUUCGGAUCCGCGUACGUCGGUGAAACGUUUAGCUGUACGCUCUGUGCGAACAAUGAGGUACUCCAGGGGGCCAGCACGCCCAAGACGAUCACGAACGUGCGAAUCGAGGCGGAGAUGAAGAUUCCCAGCUCGAAAGUUGCGAUUCCCCUCGUUCUUGGUCCGGAAGCUGUAUCUCAGGGCGAAGGGGAGAAAGAGGGAGAAGGGGGGGUGGAUUUACAGCCCGGAAGAAGUUUGCAGAAAGUCGUCAACUUCGAUUUGAAAGAGGAGGGGAGUCAUGUCCUGGCUGUCACGGUGACGUACACGGAGACCACACCAACCAGUGGCAAGGUCCGCACGUUCAGGAAGCUCUACCAGUUCAUCUGCAAAGGCUGCAUGGUCGUCCGCACCAAGACGGGACUCCUCCCCUCCCCUUCUCCAUCUGACAUCCUCCGCCGCUGGGCCCUCGAAGCCCAGCUCGAGAACUGCGGCGAGGAAACUAUUGUUCUGGAUACCGUGCACCUCGACACGCGCGCGGGCUUCACAGGCCAGGGAUUGAACUGGGAGAUCGAGGGCGAGGGGGAGAAACCGGUACUCAUGCCUGGGGAUGUGCAGCAGGUUUGUUUUCUGUUGGAGGAGAGGGAUGGGGGGGAGACGGAGGUUGUUGAUGGGAGAGUGGUUUUUGGAUCGUUGAGUUUGGGGUGGAGGGGCGUGAUGGGGAAUCGGGGACAUCUUAGUACGGGGAGUUUGGGGGCUAAAUUGGUUUGA
Molecule: messenger RNA, 4973 nt
Organism: Hymenoscyphus albidus
Lineage: Eukaryota; Fungi; Ascomycota; Leotiomycetes; Helotiales; Helotiaceae
Source: the annotation of a GenBank genome assembly